AUGCAGCUAGAUUCAGGCCCGACAACGGCCUUUUAUGGAACAUUUAUUCAUUCCAAAAGUUCACAGGAAAUAGAGAUUAUCUCUAAUGGCCUUCUCCUCGUCUCCGCUUCUGGGACAAUUGUGUCUCUUGACAAAGACGUCGAGGAAGAGAACAUUUCCAAGAUCCUAGCGAGUCACGGAAACAGCGCUCUGUCGGUAAAGAAAUUCAAGAAGGGCGAGUUCUGCAUCCCCGGAUUCAUCGAUACGCAUAACCACGCCCCGCAAUGGACGCAGCGCGGAACGGGCCGAGGGCUGCUUAUCCUCAGAUGGCUGAACGAGGUGACCUUUCCUCAUGAGUCGAAAUUCGAGGACCCUAAAUAUGCCGAAGAGGUAUAUGCUAAAUUAGUCGAUGGAUUUCUCAAGCAAGGAGUCACGACAGCAUCAUAUUAUGGCAGCUUGCACCUCGAAGCCACGAAAAUCCUUGCUCGGAUCUGCGUUGAGAAGGGCCAGAGAGCGUUGGUGGGAAAGUGUAACAUGGAACGCAAUGCCCCGGACUAUUACCGAGACAAAUCCAAUAUCGAAUCACUGGAGGAGACCGAGGAUCUAAUCAGAUAUAUCAAGACCGAAUUGGAUCCCCAAGGACUAUUGGUACAGCCAAUCCUAACGCCGCGAUUUGCCAUCUGUUGUGAUGGAGAGUUACUUGAGGGUCUGGGUCAGAUUGCGAAGCGUCAACCAAACCUCAUGAUUCAAACGCACUUUGACGAGGCGAUGCAGGAAGUUGAGGCGACAAUGCAACUGUUUCCAGAGUUCAAUAAUGAGGCUGAUCUAUAUGAGCACUAUGGGCUUUUCAACGACCGAAGCGUCUUGGCCCAUUGCAUAUAUCCAAAUGAAUACGAGAUUGGGCGUAUGAAGGCGUGUAAUGUAGGUGUAUCUCACUGUCCCGUCAGCAACACCACUGGUGGAGAAUGGGGAGCAGCGCCAAUCAGGCGGUAUCUAGAUCUCGGUAUCAAAGUAGGAUUAGGCACAGAUUCUGGAGGCGGGUUCAGCAGCAGCAUCUUGGAAGCCAUGAGACAAGCCAUCAUUACUAGCAAUGCUAGACAACGCAUGACCGAUGGCAAAGACAAGGAGCUCACGAGAGACGAGAUAUUCUAUCUCGCAACUCUCGGUGGAGCACGGGUGUGUUGCCUUGAUCAUAAAAUCGGCUCAUUCGCACCUGGGAAAGAGUUUGAUGCUCUACACGUGUCAAUGUUACCGGAGGCGGAUGCAGCAUCUACUAUGAUUGAGGACAGUGAUUCCAUUGAAACAAUAUUCGAAAAGUUUGUGAUGUCGGGCGAUGAUCGGAAUCUUGUUUCAGUGUUUGUGCGAGGCAAAUCUGUUAAGCCAAGCCAGUCAAGACAAUCCAAAUAG
Talaromyces atroroseus is the source of this 1386-nucleotide messenger RNA. RefSeq lists its product as hypothetical. The coding region runs from base 1 to 1386 and encodes 461 amino acids. The transcript has a single exon. Lineage: Eukaryota; Fungi; Ascomycota; Eurotiomycetes; Eurotiales; Trichocomaceae. Gene Ontology annotation, biological process: guanine catabolic process. Gene Ontology annotation, cellular component: cytosol. The record is from RefSeq and is a predicted model, not a curated record. Gene Ontology annotation, molecular function: zinc ion binding; guanine deaminase activity.